This is a messenger RNA of Fusarium musae, 771 nucleotides long. RefSeq lists its product as uncharacterized. The record is from RefSeq and is a predicted model, not a curated record. The transcript is spliced from 4 exons. NCBI's taxonomy places the organism in Eukaryota, Fungi, Ascomycota, Sordariomycetes, Hypocreales, Nectriaceae. Bases 1 to 771 code for a protein of 256 amino acids.
AUGUCUGAAAUGAGAUAUGUCCGAGUCGGCAAGUCCGGUCUCAAAGUCUCACAGAUCAUCCUAGGAUGCAUGAGUUUCGGCGACAAAAACUGGCAACCCUGGCUUCUCAACAAAGAUGAAGCUCUCCCCAUCCUCAAGUAUGCCUUCGACAAGGGCAUCAAUACCUGGGAUGUAGCCGAUACAUACUCGAAUAGAGAGUCAGAGAGGAUCCUCGGCGAGAUUAUCAAGCACUAUAAUGUUCCCCGCUUCAAGUUGGUCAUUUCUAAGUGCUUCCAGUUUGUCGAUGAGGACAAGGGCCCUAUAGAUCCCGCAACUCUCACCAGUAACGAUAGUCCUCGCUUCAACAGAAUUGGCCUCUUUCGAAAGUGUAUCCUUGACGCGAUCCACAGGAUGGAUCGUGAUGUUGCUCCGGAGGAGAUUAAGAAAGCACCCAAUGAUGUAGUCGAAAGUGGAAAGGUUCGCUACAUUGGUGCCAGCUCGAACAGAUGCUCGAGAGCAGAAGUAUCCCUUCCUAAGCUUUUAUUCCGCGGCGAGGACCAAAAUACCGAUCGAGCCCUCGUUGACCGUGUUGAGGAGUUCGCUCAGAGGAAGGGUGUUGAUAUGGCUCAGAUCGCGGAAUCUUGGCUGAUUGCAAAGGGAUGCAUGCCUAUCUGCGGUUUGGAGAGUGAAGAAAGAAUUGAUCAAGCAGUGGGAGUACUUCAGGUUAAACUGAGCGAUGAGAUGAAGUAUCUCGAAGACCUUUAUGUUCCCAAGGUGUCAUUCCCUUUCUGA